This is a messenger RNA of Cylas formicarius (sweet potato weevil), 2451 nucleotides long. RefSeq names its product mortality factor 4-like protein 1 (gene MRG15). NCBI's taxonomy places the organism in Eukaryota, Metazoa, Arthropoda, Insecta, Coleoptera, Brentidae. Gene Ontology annotation, biological process: chromatin organization; regulation of DNA-templated transcription. The transcript is spliced from 5 exons. The record is from RefSeq and is a predicted model, not a curated record. Gene Ontology annotation, cellular component: nucleus; NuA4 histone acetyltransferase complex. Bases 109 to 1101 code for a protein of 330 amino acids.
AUUCUGCGAAAAGAAGAAACUACAGAUGCGACGAUAACUUCAGACUGUAACAAAUAUUUCGUAUUUUAAUUUUGUUUAAAGUUUCAUAAAUAAAGUAAAGGAGCGGAAAUGCCACCAAAAUUUAAAUUUUCGGAAGGAGAAAAAGUACUCUGCUUCCAUGGACCCCUAAUUUACGAGGCUAAAUGUCUCAAAAGCACAAUCACCAAAGAAAAACAAAUCAAGUAUUUUAUUCAUUACGCUGGCUGGAACAAAAAUUGGGAUGAAUGGGUACCAGAAAGUCGAGUGCUCAAAUACAACGAGGCUAAUGUGGCGAGGCAAAAGGAGGUUCAGAAAGCUCACUCCGCCCAACCGAGCAAACCAAAGAAAACGGCUAAGAAGACUGUUAUUAAAACUGAGUCAGUUAAGGAUAGUGACUCGAGAGCUAGUACUCCCAUAUCUGAAGUUAAUAAGGGUGCCAAGUCUAAAAGGGAAGCCACCACACCAUCUAGUGGACAUGAGUCGAGCUCUGAUGUAUCUCAUGUUCCUCGUAAAAAGAGAGGAAAGCUAGAUGCAACAGUAGAGUCAGAAGAGCAAUAUGUGAGCAAAGUGGAAAUAAAAAUAAAGCUUCCAGAUGAGCUUAAGCCUUGGUUGGUCGAUGAUUGGGAUUUGAUUACUAGACAAAAGAAGCUGUUUAAUUUGCCUGCCAAAAUGACCGUUGAUCAGGUUUUGAACAACUAUUUGGCUUACAAAAAGUCAAUAAAGUCAAACAACUCCAGCAAGGAGUCCGCCACACUUGAGACUAUGAAAGGUAUAAAAGAAUAUUUUAAUGUAACAUUAGGUACUCAACUUCUGUACAAGUUCGAAAGGCCGCAGUAUGCUGAUAUUCUCCAAGAAUAUCCCGACAAACCAAUGUCAGAAAUUUAUGGUGCCAUUCAUUUGUUGAGGCUCUUUGUCAAAUUGGGGUCCAUGUUAGCCUACACUCCAUUGGAUGAGAGAAGUAUGGCUCUGCUGCUGCAAAACAUUCAGGAUUUCAUGAAGUAUUUAGUGAAGAACACAGCUCAACUGUUUAGCUUACAGGAGUAUGGCAAUGCGACCCCAGAGUAUCACAGAAAAGCUCUGUGAUAUGAGGCAGAGAGUGACGGUGAUUCUGGAAGUGACCGUGAUGGAUAGUUUUUUUACAAAAAAAUUUGACUGCACGAUAAUUAGUGUGAUUAAGAGCAAAUGAAUUUUAUCUUCUUCAGUUUUAUUAAAUUACUAAAAUAGGUAACAUCUUUUAAGUAAAUCCAACACACAAAUCUUUGGUUUUGUUCAGUUUAUCUUUGUCAAACAGUGGUGACGAAAAACUUAUUUGAUCAUUAUUCAUAAAAAAAAACUAAUAUUACAAAUUUGCACUAUGAACUACUGUAAUUAUAGCACAAAAAAAUAUGUUGAAGAACAUUUUUAUGCAUGAAUAUAAUGUAUAACACCCAAAAUUUUUUUUUUGUGAAUGUUACUAUAAUUACAGCUAAAAAUUAAAAAUAAAACAUUUAUAGUAUAAAUUUGCAAUUAUUUUUUUUAAGGACGUGUAGGUCAUUUCUGAAAGUUUUCACCCUCUGUUUGACAAAGAUACACAUCACUAGAGGUUAUCACAAGUGGGUAGGGAACUUGUAUAUGCGUAACGCCAAUUUGAAAGAAAAAUAAUGUUGCAAAAAAUUAGUUGGUUAUCAAAUUUAGCGCAAAUCUAAUUUAAAUAAAAAUAUUACUGUUGCAUACCAAUCAAUAAUUAGAUGCAAAAUAGGAAACAUACAUUUGUUCUACUUAUUGUCAUUAAAAUUGUGGGUAUAAUUUGUACUAGGAUUCUUACAAUGUUUUUGUAAAAAAUGUUUUUCUAAUAAGUAAACUUGUUCGCCAUUAAAAGGAGUUAUUUGAGAAAACUGAAACUAUAUUUGUAAAAAUGUUACAUAGAAUAAAAAAAACUUAUCGGCCUAGAAAAAUUUGAACUAGUUCUUAUCAAGUAGUGGAUAGACAUCAGUCAAUUGUAUAUAAAGGCUUUCAAUGUAUUGAUAGGUUCACAUUUAUUAUGUACUUGUGAUAGACAAUUUAUUAUUGUUUUGGAUCAAUUUUUUAGUAAAAAUUAAAAAGGUGCACUGUUUUGUUUGCACUUAAGGUAUGCUCCGACAAAGUAGUUAAUUUGGCUACUGUUACUAAACAAGACUUUUGAAAAUUAAAAGUUGACCCAGAGUAGUCGCAAAUGCGUAAGUCAGGAUACAUUAGAACUACUGCGCUAUAUGGGUUAGUGAAAAUAAAACAAAAAAUUAUAAGAGCAUAUACUUUUUUAUUAAUUUGACGGUUAAAAGUAACCUGCUGAUAGUUAGAAAAACUACAUUAAGGAUCAAAUGAAUUAAAGUGAACAGGCUAUAAAAAUACCAAUAAACUAAAAUGUUAUCGACAAGCGUAAAUACCGAAAUACGAGAAAAAAAAAACUAGCAAUGG